Molecule: messenger RNA, 1411 nt
Organism: Lactuca sativa (garden lettuce)
Lineage: Eukaryota; Viridiplantae; Streptophyta; Magnoliopsida; Asterales; Asteraceae
Biological process (GO): regulation of DNA-templated transcription
Cellular component (GO): histone deacetylase complex
Molecular function (GO): transcription coregulator activity; protein binding
Source: RefSeq, a predicted model, not a curated record
UUUAGUGUGUGUAUACUCUCUCUCUCUCUCUCUCUCUCUCUCUCUCUCUCUCUCUCUCUGCUUGUGUUCUGUAUAUUCCAACAAGAAAGAAUCUUGAUUGAUCAACAAUUUUCCUCGCAAAAUCUCUCUCGAACUUUGAUACAUUUCUCCUCUAGAGAGCCCCCAGGAAGAAUUCCCAAUUUUUUUCACUCAAAUCGGACCCCAAAUUUGAAUUAUAUAUCCCGUCAAACCCUUGUGACCUCUGUUUCACACUCCCCACUUCUCGCCUUUUAUGGCUCUGCUGAACUUCAGUGUUGUAUGAGGAAUUCGGAGUUGCUGGUGUUUAUUUAUCCAAUUGUUCGAAUCGAUGCUCAAUGUCAAAAGUCGAAGUGCAUGCAUGAUAGCAAACCCCUGAAUUUACUCUAGAUCAUUGUGUUGGGAGUUUUGAAGAUUGAAUACAAAAUAUACAAAAAUUGUUGGAAAAAAUUAAUAGGAAUGUUGGAACCAGAGCUGUUUUCUUCUCGAGUGUUCUCUCCUUUUCGUGAGGAAAGUGGGGAUGAAGAGCUUUCUGUUCUUCCUAGGCAUACAAAAGUAAUCGUAACAGGAAACAACCGAACAAAAUCUGUUUUGGUGGGUCUUCAAGGCGUUGUGAAGAAGGCUGUUGGCCUCGGUGGUUGGCAUUGGCUGGUUCUGAAAAAUGGAGUUGAAGUGAAGCUGCAAAGGAAUGCUUUGAGUGUUCUUGAACCCCCAACUGGUCAUGAAGAAGAUGAUGAGUAUGAAUUUGAUAUUUCAAGCAGUGGCUCGGAUGUCAAUGAGUUUCCAACUGCAACAGAGUUCAGCAAACUGAACAAACCUAGAGUUCGUUACACAAGACCGUGGGGUCCAUCUCCAUCAGUGAAGUCUGCUAAUCGCAAUGGUUGCAAAGAAACUCAAACCAAUAUGCACGCAUGUUAUCCUAAAGUGAACUUCUCGAAGCUUGGAACCAACACACUAUGGCGAUAUUACAGCACCUUCAACCUUGGUAACAUGCACUCUAAUCCAACAAAGGAACAGCUGGUUAACGCGGUUCACAAACACUUUGCUUCCCAGAAAGUAAGUGAAAUGGAAGCAAUAAUGGAGUUCAUCAAUGCAGCCAAGAGGCGAAAAUCUGGAAGAAGCCAAAAGGAUCAAAACUGAUAGAGAAAGAAAGAAAGAGAGGAGGAUGUGGAUGUGGAUGUUGAUGUUGAUGUUGUGUGUGCGCGUGCGUGUUGUUUGUGUAUACAUACUAUUAUCCUAACCGAUUAGCGCCGACUCUUAAUUGUAGACGACUUAACUGGAGAUAGAAAAGCUUGUUUCUUGGCUUUAUGAUGAUCUCUCCUUCAUCUUUAACCAUGUAAUAUUGAGCCACCUUCUAGGCUUCGUUUAUAUCUAAAUCGUAUCUCAUUGCAAUCAA